AUUACUUUCUCCACUAAAUCAAAAUGGCUGAAAAAUAAUUUGAUAUCUUGAUUCUAUUUGACACAAUUACAAAUUAAACCCUUUUUAUCGUGUUAUAUUAAUGAUUUUAUGGAAAAUGUUUUCACGAUAUAUAUUUGCAAUUGGUGCCACAGUGGUUGGCGCUGUAACCACAGCAUAUAUCUUUCUGGGUCCGUCAAAAAAACGUCCAAAAGGUAGAUGUAGGGGGCUGGUGAAUAUUGGAAAUUCAUGUUUUCUGAACUCCUUGCUGCAGUCAUGGGCAGCUUGCCCGUCUAUAUAUAAUUGGCUCAGAUGCUCACUUGAAUAUGACUCUAAUCUGACUCAGUGUGGUCAUCUUCUUACAAGCACAAUCUUCAGAAUUUUGCAAGUUCUAAACAAUGAAGUAGAUGAGGCUUCUGAUCCCUACAACCCCAGCAGUGUAUUUAGAGCCUUGCGAGCAAAAAGAUGGGUCAUCUCAUCUGAAGAACAGGACAUGCAUGAAUUGUUUCAUGUACUGACAGAGACACUUGAUGAAGAAGCAUCGUGUUAUCCCAGCGUUAUAUCCUUGUUUGAUAUAUUUCAUUUACAGGAUCCUCGGAAUGCUUAUCAGUCUGAUAAACAUGCGCGGACUAGAAGUCAAGGCCUUUUACCUGUACUGCCUAAUAAACAAAUGGAACAGCCGACCCGAGGUUUACUAGCCAGUCAGCUACAGUGUUUGUCCUGUGGAGCCAGGUCUCCUGUCAAAUAUGAUGUCUUUGACAGCUUGACUCUUUCUUUUCCAAGAAAUUAUUGGGGACCUUUGAGUCUGGACAGUUUACUACACCAGUUUGUCACCCCUGAGGUGGUACAAGAUGUUGAGUGUCAUGGCUGUGCUAAGAUUUCUCAGCAGAAAGUCUUCAGGUCAAAUUUUAGGAAGAGAAUAUCAAUAGGGAAACUUCCCCAAGUUCUGUGUGUACACCUGCCUCGCACACAAUGGCUGGACAAUGGGAUUCCAGUGAAGAGAUUUGACCAUGUGAGUUUCCCUGAAACACUUCACAUGGAUCCAUACCUGUAUUGUAACCAAGGUGACAGUGCUAGCCGUCUGCUUGGUGGUGUGGAUAUCACAAUGCAAAUGUUAAGCCAAUCAGCCAAAGCGGUGACUACACCGACAUCUGCACCGGUCAACCUUUUAAGAACGUUGAACUUUGACCAGCAGUUCACCAGGACAGGUUUAUUUGUUGACCCCCAAGCUUCCCCAGAGAUCCCCAGGGAGUUCAGUGACGUCAACCACAACGCCCCCCCUGAGCUGUACAAAGUCGGGAGCUCAGACUUCUCCUACAAGCUGGCCGCUGUGGUCUGCCACAUCGGAGACAGCCAGCUCGGACAUUUUGUGGCUUACCGCCGCGGCAUCCACGGCGGAGGUCAGCCUCUGAAAGGUGCGGGUGACCUGGGGUCCAAGUGGUGGUACACGUCAGACAGCUCUGUGUCCAGGGUGUCCCAGCAACAGGUUCUAUCUUCUGAGGCUUAUAUGCUGUUUUACGAGCGCAUUUGAAUCUAUGUCAAUCCAGAUAUCUACGUGUAAACUCUAAGUCAUACGUUUAUAGAGUAUUAUAUUAACACUGGCUGCCGCACAUUGCUUGUUAUAAUAUGUUCUUUUUUGUCUAUAUCGUUAACAUGAAUCCUACCUUGCAUAAAAUACUGAUCUGUUUGAGUAGAUAUUAUUUUUUGUUUGCAAUAAAAACUUGUGUCUAUUUGUUGUGGUAAUUAUUGGAUCACACAUGCCAGAAAUAGAGUCUUUGCUUUUUUUUAAAUUUAUACAUUUCUUGUCAUCUAUGGAAAUCCCAGUGUACUGUCUGUUAUUGAAUAAUUAAUCCUUGAUUAUAAGUUAUAUAGUGUACAUUAUAAGUGCUUUAACAUGUCGUACAAAGUGUACAUUUGCUUUAUAGUGCUGAACAGAAUGUAAACCAAAUGCUUUAUAAUUGUGUACUAAAUAUAAAUCAUGAAUGCUUAAUUCUAUAGUACUAAACAUUACACAUCAAUUACUUUAUUUCAUUAAGUAUCCAACUUCAUUUUAAACUUUACAUGGUGUUUUAAUUAACAUCACUAUCCAUGUAGCAUCAAAUCUACUUAAAUAGUUUGUAAUUUUG
Physella acuta is the source of this 2123-nucleotide messenger RNA. RefSeq names its product ubiquitin carboxyl-terminal hydrolase 30. Gene Ontology annotation, biological process: protein deubiquitination. Gene Ontology annotation, cellular component: nucleus; cytosol. NCBI's taxonomy places the organism in Eukaryota, Metazoa, Mollusca, Gastropoda, Physidae. The record is from RefSeq and is a predicted model, not a curated record. Gene Ontology annotation, molecular function: cysteine-type deubiquitinase activity.